This is a messenger RNA of Sphaeramia orbicularis (orbiculate cardinalfish), 5093 nucleotides long. RefSeq names its product centriolin (gene cntrl). Lineage: Eukaryota; Metazoa; Chordata; Actinopteri; Kurtiformes; Apogonidae. The transcript is spliced from 39 exons. The record is from RefSeq and is a predicted model, not a curated record. Bases 168 to 5060 code for a protein of 1630 amino acids.
UCCGGGAUUGCGGCUCUUUUUUUCCCGACACAACCUGCGGCCGUUAAUGCGUCUGUGUCCGUGCGUUUCCAUGGAGACGGAGGAUUAACUCUGUGGAACCGGCUAACUGACCCACCGGACACACAGGGGUUACCGCCGGUCCGGCUCCUCCGCAGGCAGCAGACAUCAUGGAGGACCAGGUGGAUGCGGGGGGAUCAGAUGGUCUAGGGUCCAGAGGAGGUUCAGGGAUGAGACCCAUUACUGAGGAGCUGCUGCUGAACUGGACCAGAUGUCCAACUGUGGAUCUGAUCCAUUCUCUGAACCGGUCUCCUUCAGCCGGAGAACCGCACAUCCAGUUCAUAGAGAACCUUCACGGCCGUCAACGUCUGCAGGUCCAGAACCUGAACCAGAUCCAGAGGAUGGACCAGCUCAGCACCCUGACCCGGAUCCGACACCUGGAGCUGGACCACAGCCACAUCCGGAUGGACAGCGUCCCCUUGUGGUUGGGGAGGACUCUGCAUCUCCAGCAGGACCUCAUCACCUCGCUGUAUGAGGUCUCCAGACUGCGUUCUCUGAGCAGCCUAUCACAGCUGUCUGUGUCAGGAAGCCCUGCCUCCUCCCUGCCUCACUCCCGCCUCUUCCUGUUGUACCACAUCCGGACUCUGACCAGUCUGGACCAACAGCCAAUCACAGAGGAGGAGACAGGACACGCCCAGCAGCCUUUCCAUACCGGGGAGCCGGAGAACAAGGUCAACGCCGGCCAGACAGGUCAACGGCAGUCAGAGCAGAGCGGCCUGCAGAGGGAAGUCAACCUCGGCCAAUCAGAGCAGAGCAGCCUGCAGAGGGACGCCAUAACCUGGCUCCACCAGCAGGAGGAGACAAACCCAGUGGUGACCGACCACACCCACACACACCGACGUAAUCGCAAAGAGCUGGAGCAGGAGCUGCACGCCAAGACUCAGCUGUUGGAGCAGACAAGGGCGGAGCUAAGCCAAACCUUUCAGCGUCUGUACCAUGUGGAGCAGGAGCUGACCUUCUAUAAGUUAGACAGGAAACUCCGCCCACUGCACACCUGCAGCGCCAUGCAGGACGGUGCCAUAGACACUGUGGACGCCGUGGACAAGAGUCCGUACAUUGGAAAAGCCCGCCUCAUCUUGACGUCUGUCCCCUCCCCCUCAUCGUCUGGACAGAGCCCCCUGGUGGACGACUGCAGGACACAUGGGAGGACAGAUGAAGACAGUCUGAAGAUGCACAAUCACACAGAAGAGGACACACAACAGCAGGAGACAACACACACACAGGAGGCGCUGUGUCGUCUCCUCAGUAAACUGAUCGUCUUGGAGACUCUGAAAGAAGAAGCUGAAGACAUGAAGACACAGAAGGACGAACUUGACACACAACUACACAGUCUGGACACAACAGACACACAACCUGUCCAGAACCAGCUGUUGGUCACCAUGAACAGGAAGCAGAGCGAACUGGAGGGUCGCCUCGACGACACGUUGUCACGCAUUGCCAUAGAAACGCAGGAGAUCAAAGAGCUGGAGCAGCAGUUGACGGAUGGUCAGAUCCUGGUGAACGAGGUCCUUCAGAGGGACUUGGAGGACAUCAUCCGUGGACUUCAGCAGAACCUCAGAGGCCUCAGGGACCAGGCUCGUGUUGCUGAGCAGCAGAUUCAGAGUCUGAAGAUGGAAAACCAGGGUCUGCAGCUCCACCUGGAGGACAGUCAGAGACACUGCAGACAGCUGGAGGAGCGAGAGCACACACACUCACAGCUGCUGUGUGUCCAGCAGGGGGAGCUGUCUGAGCUGCAUUCACAGGCUCACACUCUCAGAGGACGACAGGUGGAGCUGGAGGCGGAGCUUCAACACCUGAGGGAGGAGCUGAUCUGUCAGCUGACUGUGGGGCAGGACGAGACGGUACCUCUACAGCAGACGGUCCACAAACUCCAGACCCACCUGGACCAGACCACAACCCAGGUACAGCAGACCAGAACCCUGCAGAGAGAGACCAGGAGCCAACUGGACCAGAUCACAGCCUCAGUGUUCCAGGACCAGCAGGUUCAUGGAGGCCUAGAUGAGAUCAGUCCUCAGGAUCUGGGUCUCUGCAUGGAGACCCAGAGGACCAGGACCAGCAGGAUGCAGAACAAGGACCACACCUCUCAGCUGGAAGUCGAGCUGGACCAGGACCAGAAGCUGGACCAGGACCAGGAUCUGGAGCUGGCUUCAGACUGGAGGCUGAAGGAGGAGGUUCAGGGACUCAGAGACGGUCUACAACGAUCCCAGACCAGAAGCAGACUCAUCCAGCAGAACCUGGAGGCGGAGCUACAGCGGGUCCACCUGAGGCUUGAGGACGUCCAGCAGGAGAGAGACACCCUACUGUCACAGUUUCGUUCACAGAGCGACAGCCACCAGAGGGCGAUGGAGCGCAUGGACAGGAAACUACGGCGGCUCAGCAGGGCCAUGUGUGAGUCCGACCAGCUGAUGGCGGAUCAGCUGAGAUCAGCUGUUGAACAGCUGACACACAUGAACCACAGCGUGGAUCUGAUCAACACCCAGAAAACAGACGAUGUGGGCGGAGUCUCUGAACAAACACAGACUGUGGAGGAUCUGAGAACCAGGUCCAGGACCAGUACUGGGACCAGGACCAGAGAUGGAGGCCAGUGGUGCUUUGUACCUGGACUCAGUGGUCCCAGUCUGGGCUCUCAGGGAACCCAGGACUCUGGUCUAGGGCUGCAGUACCUCAGUUCUCCUGACAGGGGGCGACAGCAGCACACAACGCCUGCAGGAGGAGGAGGACCCUGGGUCAACGUGGACACAGGAUCAGAGUGGAGCGACCCUGACAGGACUCCUCCUCCCGGUCCUGGUCCUGGUCCCGGUCCUGGUUACAGUCUCUGUGGACCACAGACACCUCUGGUGUGUCCAUCCUGUCUGCUUAGUGCUUCACUUCCAGCAGAGGGCGCUGCUCUUCACUGUAACAUCCCUGAACACCGAGACCUGUUUGACAACAGAGAUUCAGACAAACUAGAUGAAGAGAAGAAGAAACUACGUCUGGAAUCGAAACGACUGCGACAGACACUAAGACGCCACAGUCGUGCGAAGCUGCUGUGCGAGGAGGUGGAAUGUGUGGAGGAAACGCUGUUGAAGAGACGAGCUGAGCUUCGUGAGGCCGACCGACUCCUUCUGGAGGCUCGGAGCCGGAUCCAGACCAGCAGGGACCAGGUGGAGCUGAUGGAGCUCAGAGCUGAAGAUCACACCACCGCUGUGACAGAAAGCCAACAGCAUCUGAGAGAGCUGCAGGAGGAGGAGGAGGAGCUGAGGACAAGGAGGCGAACGGAGGAGCAGAGGCUGAAGGAGGUGGAGGAGGAGCUGAAGAUCAGAGAGGAGGAGAAACAACGGCUGGACAAAGACUCAGAGGAGGUCCGACAGCGGCUGUCCCUGGUGUCCUCUCAGUGUCUGGAAGCUCAGCGGCAUCUGGACUCAGUGGGCGUUCAGGUUCAGCAGGAGGAGCAGAGUCUGAUCCGGAUCAGAGACGAGACCACAUCCGCCCUGAGGACGGGGGACGAGCUCCGAAACCAGGAGAGACGACUCCAUGCCAGAGUCCAGGAACUGUCUGAACAGCAGGAGGCGCUGGCAGUCCAGACCAGGUCCACGGUCUCAGCUCUGACCCAGGACCGGCAGAGACUCGCCUCCCUGCAGACGGAGAUCAGCUCACACCAAGCAGAGCUGAAACAAGUUCUUCAGGAGCUGCUUUCAGAGCAACAGACACUGGAAGAUCUGAAAACCAAACGCAACCGGAACCUCCAGAGACUCCACAGGAAGAAGGAUGAACUGGAGACAACGAAGGACGAACUGGAGACGACGAAGGACGAACUGGAGACGACGAAGGACAAACUGGACAAAAUGGAUGAGGAGGUGGACAGGAAGAAGGAGGAGCUGGUUGCUCUGCAACAGGAAGUUGAGUCCCACAGGGAGAAGGUUGAGUCAUGUCUCAAAGAGACAGAACAACAGCGAAUAGAUUUGCAGGACUUACAGGAGGAGCUGAGCAGGAGCAGUGAGGAGAGGAGGUGCCUACAGGAGCAGUGCAAACACCUGGAGGCCAGGAGGAGACACGCCCACAGAUGUCUGUCAGCUGUGGAGGCGGAGCUAACUGCAGAGCGGGAGGAGCACAGCCGUACACAACUGCUCAAACAAGAAGUGAUGAAAGAAACAGCAGCCAAUCAGCAGCAGCUUAAUGAAAACUCUGAGCUUCUGUCCCUGCUGAGUUCGAAGGUGGAAGAGAGGAAGACACAACUACACAAUCUGGAGCAGGAGGUUGGAGUGUUAAGUCAGCAGCAGCAGAAGAAGAAAGAACAACUGACAGAGUUGGACAGAGAGAUCCAACACAAACAGAUGGUGUGUGUUGGCCUGGAGGACAGGGGGCGUGGUCUGGAGGACAGGGGGCGUGGUCUGGAGGACAGGGGGCGUCGGCUGGACCAACAGCAGCUGCACCUCCAACAGCUGAGGAGGGAGCUGCAGCGCAAGGAGGAGGGGCUACAGCAGAAGGAGGAGGGGCUACAGCACAAAGAGGAGGGGCUGCAGCGCAAAGAGGAGGAGCUACAGCAGAAGGAGGAGGGGCUGCAGCACAAAGAGGAGGGGCUCAGGCAGAGUGAGGCAGGACUGCAAAGGAAACAAGAGUCACAACGAGUGAAAGAGGAGGAGCUACAGAGGAUAUGGGAGGAGCUACACAAGAAAGAUGAGGACGUGGAAGACGGGGCCGAGUCCCAGGGCCAGACCUUCUACCUGUCCACAGCUGGGCCCGGGUCAGCGUUCGGUUCUGAGGGGAGUCCAGAAUCCGACCGGGAGGCGUCGACAUGUGGAUCCCAGGAGCCGAGGUGGGCGGAGCUCCAGGAGCCGAGGUGGGCGGAGCUCCAGGCAGAGAACCUGAGGCGGGAGGAGGAUCGGCUGAAGGCUCGUCUCCGCUGUCGUCUGUGGACGGAGCAGGAGAACCUGAAGGUGAAGGGGCUGCAGACCCAGGACAGUCUGCUGGGUCUGAGACACACACUGGACCGGCUGGACUCGCUGCUCGCACACACACACUGAGCGCCACCUGCAGGACGCACAGGACAGUCCACG